AUGGACGUAGACGAAGACGAUGAUUUCUACGCCCCCGAGGAGCCUACUGUUCCUUCCGCACCGCCAGCACAAGCGCCUCAAGCUGCUGCAGACACCAGAGCCGACCAGCAUGAGGACUUAGAAGAGGGCGAGGAGGAGGAUGAAGGCGGCGCUAUGGACGAGGACGAUGAUGACGACUCAGAUAUCGACAUCAUCACCGAGAGGAAAGACGGGACCAAAGCUGCCCCUCCAUCGACAACGUCAAAUGACGCGACCGUCAAGCCAGCAGCCGUCAAGAGGGAGGAUUCUGCCAAGCCGAGUGGCGGCGCAUCUAGCGCCGACCUCCCAGCCGUUUCCACCUCCAAGAUCGAUAUCAACGCCAUCCCAGUCCACAAAGGCACCGGCAAGCCUAUCACCCAAGUCAACAUUGACGAGGACCUACCAGAGAACGACAAGCCCUGGCGGAAGCCCGGCACCGACAUCAGCGACUACUUCAACUACGGAUUUGACGAGUUCACGUGGGCGCUGUAUGCGGCAAAGCAAGAGGCUAUCCGCGGCGAAUACAACUCCGACAUUGUCGCGCAGAAUAACAAGAAGAUGAUGGAGGAUAUGACCAACAUGAUGAUGAUGGGCGGGAUGCCAGGCAUGUCUAUGCCCGGUAUGCCAGGAGGCGCGUCGGGGUCAACAGGCGCCGGUAAUGCGGCAGCCGGUGGUAUGCCUGCCAUGCCGGGAAUGGAAGGCAUGCCGCCAGAGAUGCAGGCGAUGAUGCAGCAGAUGAUGGCCUCGGGCAUGGAUCCCAGCCAGAUGGACGCAUCGUCCAUGUCUGCCAUGUUCUCCGGCAUGCAGAAUGCUGGAGGAGCCGGCGCUGCUGGCCAGGGAGGCCAAGGCCAGAGUUUUGGCGGUGCCGGGUUCGGCAACAAUCAAGGACAGGGUUAUGGCUAUGAUCAACAAGGCAUGGGCGCUGGGAAUCGCGGCGGCUUCGGAGGAGCCAGAGGCCGCGGCGGUCGGCGCAAUUGGUAG
Molecule: messenger RNA, 999 nt
Organism: Phaeoacremonium minimum UCRPA7
Lineage: Eukaryota; Fungi; Ascomycota; Sordariomycetes; Togniniales; Togniniaceae
Product: putative fip1 domain-containing protein
Exons: 3
Coding region: 1-999 (332 amino acids)
Cellular component (GO): mRNA cleavage and polyadenylation specificity factor complex
Molecular function (GO): RNA binding
Source: RefSeq, a predicted model, not a curated record